AUGGACAACCAGACCUUCACAAACAAUGUACUUCUUGUGGAGGGACUGAAAGUUACACGUCAGUCCUCCUAUCUUCAUCCUGUCUUCAUCCUGCUUCUCUUGGCUUAUAUCUUUACAAUGGGAUGUAACAUUGCACUUGUAAUUGUGAUCUCAACUGAAAAGAAUCUGCAUCACCCUAUUAAUUUUCUGUUCUGUAACUUGCCACUGAACAAUAUACUAGGGACCACUGUCAUUAUGCCACGCUUACUACAGGACAUUUUAAGGGAAACCUCAGAGCGCUACAUGACAUAUGUGGACUGUGUUGUUCAAGCUAAUUUUGUACAUGUGUUUGCAGCAGCAAGCCACUAUGUGCUGAUGAUAAUGGCCUUUGACAGAUAUGUGGCUAUAUGUAAUCCACUGCGAUACUCAGCUAUAAUGACCAAUAAAAUGGUGAUUAAACUAUCAGCAUUAGCCUGGGGGGUGUCAGUAAUUACAGUGACAAUUCUGAUAGGACUCACUGUACGCCUGUCUCGCUGCAAAUAUAAAAUUGAAAGCCCUUUCUGUGAUAAUGCCUCACUGUUUAAACUGUCCUGUGAGGACAGUGUUUUUAUUUUUCAUUUUUUUUUAAAUAUCAUAUAA
Messenger RNA from Sinocyclocheilus rhinocerous, 618 nucleotides. Its product is annotated as olfactory receptor 4E1-like. The record is from RefSeq and is a predicted model, not a curated record. Gene Ontology annotation, molecular function: odorant binding; olfactory receptor activity. Lineage: Eukaryota; Metazoa; Chordata; Actinopteri; Cypriniformes; Cyprinidae. Gene Ontology annotation, cellular component: membrane. Gene Ontology annotation, biological process: G protein-coupled receptor signaling pathway; detection of chemical stimulus involved in sensory perception of smell.